Molecule: messenger RNA, 8171 nt
Organism: Pygocentrus nattereri (red-bellied piranha)
Lineage: Eukaryota; Metazoa; Chordata; Actinopteri; Characiformes; Serrasalmidae
Gene: nr3c2
Product: nuclear receptor subfamily 3, group C, member 2
Exons: 9
Coding region: 373-3288 (971 amino acids)
Biological process (GO): regulation of DNA-templated transcription
Molecular function (GO): DNA-binding transcription factor activity; zinc ion binding; sequence-specific DNA binding
Source: RefSeq, a predicted model, not a curated record
GCGUAGCAGUCUGCAGUCGCCAGGCUCCCAACACACACACGCACGCAGACGCGCGCGCGCGGAUAAAGAGCUAGUAACCCUUUCGAGCCAUGUGUACGACCCUCGAAACUCGCUGACAGGAUCUUCUCGGCUUUUGUUUUCGUUUUGUUUCUUUUCUUUUUUUUCUUUCCUCCUCCUCCUGCCAGCGCGUGAUGUGCGCAGCACAGAGCUCAAACUAGUGGACGAGCAGAGAGAGGGAGAGAGAGGGAGAGAGAGAGAGAGAGAGAGGAGCAGAAACAGGAGGAGAAACUUCAGUUGUUGGAUUAAACGGAGCGACGGAGACACCUGACAGCACCUGGAUGUCUUAAUUAAGGUUUAUCAAAUGAUCCAGGCAUGGAGACCAAAAGAUACCAAAGUUUCUACGAAGGUACAGACACCGAAAACAGAUGGGCCCAGGUGCCAAGAUCUAUGGAGUUCUGCUGUACGGCAGAGGAGGGCAGCCUAAUGAACAGUGAUGUCCUGAUGGACAUUGUAAAUGGGAGCAAUACAUCCAAUGCCCAAGUUCCCACCUGUAAGGACACCUUUGAAAAGAAAACUGAGGCACCGAUACUUCGGCUGAAUCCAAACCAGCCACUCAGCUUGCCCGCAUUCAACAACUCUCUUCACAACCGCAAACCAGAUGCAGACUCUAAAGAGCUCUCUAAAACUGUUGCUGAGUCUAUGGGACUGUAUAUGAAUGCUGCCAGAGAGGCUGAAUUUGCCUUUGGUCAGCAGGGUCCUGCUGCAGGGUGCCAGGGCAGCCCUGGGAAAAUGUACCCUCUGUGUGGCCAAGGAAUUGAGGACAAUCGAUCUGGAGCUGUGGGGAGCCCCAAUCUGAAAGCUCCACCAACAACAUUCCCAACCAUGUCUCAGCUUUCCAAUGGCAAUCUUGGGGAGUGUGUUGUAGGAACUGCGCCAGCACCCUCUGCCCUGGCCACAGCUCUGUCCAGCCCUAUUGAAAACUCCAGCAACAUCUCCAGUCCUACUGGAAACAACAUAGUGACUUCCACCACCAGUCCCACCUAUUUUGGCGCUAGCUGCCCUUCCAUUGGCAGCCCAGCAAGUUUGGGUCCAGUCGGUUCAGGCCUGGCACCAGGCCACCGCCUCAACUCCAGCACCUGCAGCCCAGUAGAAUCCAGUACAGUUGGUUCUCCGCCACUGGCAAGCCCCUUAAACGUGAUGAAGUCACCCAUUUCAAGCCCCCAGAGCAUGGGAAGCGUGAGGACGCCCCCGUCCUGCAGCACCAACAUAAGGUCAUCAGUGUCCAGCCCUACAGGAAGUGGUAGCAACCAGAGGCCAUCCAUGUCCAGUCCGCCCACUACGGGUUCCAUGGCCAUGUCCAGUCCCAGAAACCCCUCCAGGAGCUUCUCCGUCUCAAGCCCGCCCAGCGGCCUGGGUUUAGUCCAGAAUGAUGUCCAUAGUCCAGAGGUCCGAGAGCCUGACUUCAAAAGCUUUGAAUUCCCGAAAGUGGAGAACAUAGAUGGGGAGAUCUUUAAUGUAGGCCUGGACUCCAUGGGGAUGAUCAAGUACAUUAAGAAUGAGCCAGACACUGAUUACAGGAGUAUGUGUCUGGGUAGUGGCAAAAGCAACAUGUCGCAUUCACCAUUUAUCUCACAGAUUAAAAUUGAGCCGAACCGAGAUAUGACUUGCGCAGGUGCGCGCUAUGGUGAACCACAGCACCCAAUGGGACUCUUCCCAGGCUCAGAGACCUUGAGGGAUAAUAUCGAUGAAUACAAUCUCUCAGGGAUUCUGGGGCCUCCCAUUUCUUCUCUUAAUGGCAACUAUGAGCCUGGUGUGUUUCCUAACAAUGACCUGCCCAAGGGGAUUAAACAGGAGACCAAUGAUGGCAGCUAUUACCAAGAGAAUAAUAACGUGCCCGCAUCGGCUAUUGUUGGCGUUAAUUCAGGUGGACAUUCAUUUCAUUACCAGAUCGGAGCUCAAGGAACAAUGUCGUUUUCGCGGCAUGACAUGCGGGACCAGACGAACCCCUUGUUGAAUCUAAUUUCUCCAGUUACUGCGCUAAUGGAGACAUGGAAAACACGCCCAGGCCUGUCGCAAGGCCCCCUGUCCACCCGAGGAGACGGCUAUCCGGGCCCCGGCUGCCUCUCAGACAACAUGGCAAGCGCAUCGCUGAGGCAUUCGUCCUCCACGGCCAAAGUGUGUUUGGUGUGUGGAGACGAGGCGUCCGGCUGCCACUAUGGGGUGGUCACCUGUGGGAGCUGCAAAGUCUUCUUCAAAAGAGCAGUGGAAGGGCAGCACAACUACCUUUGCGCUGGGAGGAACGACUGCAUCAUCGACAAAAUCCGACGGAAAAACUGUCCAGCUUGCCGAGUACGGAAGUGUCUCCAGGCAGGGAUGAAUCUAGGAGCACGGAAGUCAAAGAAGUUGGGGAAGCUGAAGAGUGUGAGUGAGGACUCAGUGCAGGGUUCUAAAGACACCGUCCCGUUCCUCUCGUCAGAGAAGGAGCUGAACUCCAUGGCUCUGGUUCCCCACAGCCCUGCCAUCACACCGUAUCUGUCUCCGUCCGUCUGCAGCGUCCUGGAGCUCAUUGAGCCCGAAGUGGUGUUCGCCGGCUAUGACAGCACACAGCCAGACACAACUGACCACCUGCUGACCAGCCUAAAUAAGCUCGCUGGCAAACAGAUGAUCCGCGUGGUCAAGUGGGCCAAAGUACUUCCAGGUUUCCGCACUUUGCCCAUUGAGGACCAAAUCACGCUGAUCCAGUAUUCCUGGAUGUGUCUCUCCUCCUUCUCCCUUAGCUGGAGAUCCUACAAACACACCAACGCGCAGAUGCUCUACUUCGCCCCUGACCUUGUCUUCAACGAGGAGCGCAUGCAGCAGUCGGCCAUGUACGAUCUGUGUCUGAGCAUGAAGCAGGUCAGUCAGGAGUUUGUCCGGCUGCAGCUCACCUACGAAGAGUUCCUCGCCAUGAAGGUACUGCUGCUCCUCAGCACAGUGCCCAAAGAUGGUCUGAAGAACCAGGCGGCAUUUGAGGAAAUGAGAGUGAACUACAUCAAGGAGCUGCGGCGUUCGGUGGGCAAGGCCACCAACAACUCAGGCCAGACGUGGCAGCGCUUCUUCCAGCUCACCAAGCUACUAGAUGCCAUGCAUGAUCUGGUGGGGAACCUGCUGGACUUCUGCUUCUACACUUUCCGCGAGUCGCAGGCUCUAAAGGUGGAGUUCCCCGAAAUGCUGGUGGAAAUCAUCAGCGACCAGAUACCAAAGGUGGAGUCGGGCAUGACACACAUCAUUUACUUUCACAAGAAGUGACUGGCAGUGGAUAAAAGGAAGAGAGGAAGCAGUGGAUGAAAGAAAGAGGGAGAGAGAAGAGAAGACACCAAUCCCUCAGAGAGAGAGAGAAGCCUCAAGGUGGCCAGCUCGCCCGCUAUGCACAAAGAUAGACGGAUAUAUGCCAUCGGAAACGUGGAGGAAGAGAAGGAAAGUAGUGUUGUCUGUAGCCAGCCAGUUGGGGAGAACUCUCUUUGUUUCUCCUCGCCCCCAAAGACAAUGCUGACAAUGUUCCUUCUAUGGAUAUGAAGCCAUACAUUUAUUUGGUAAAGCUAUAGUGCACAGGUACAAGUGUAUAAAUAAUACUAAAACACACACACACACUCAAACAGAGAGAGAGCGAGAGAGAGAGAGAGAGAGAGAGAGAGAGAUGGUAAUGUCCCUGCCUCUGAAUACAUACAAUCUGCAGUUAAUUACUGAGGCAUUUAUUUUAUUGUUAUUUAGCUGAUCUGGACACAUCCACGUUCUUUGAGACUAUAGAAAAAAAGGAAAAAGCAAUGAAAGAAACAACAUCCUGUUUGUAUAUUUCCGUAGCAAACAUACUUACUUUCAUUAUCAGAGUUUUUUUUUUGGUUUUUUUGGUCAAAGAUGAGGCAAGAGAGGACAUUUUUCCAAGGGCUACACUACCUAAAAUCCCAAUAGUGUGUCUAAUUGGUGUGUAUUAAAAACACAAAGCAAACACACGCACCAUUUCUUACUGUUAUUUAAAAGGAAGAACAAUCAAGCCUGAACCGAUAUGCAAACCAUGAAAACAUUCUUAUGUAAAAACGAGACUUUUUGUAGUCGGUAAACAUUAUAAGUGAGAUGUGCUGUGACAGAUGUUUGAAUACAGAGUAAUUCCCUUUUCAAAGUUAAAUGAGGUAUGAAAAUAAAAAGAUCCCACAUGUAUCUCUCAGAGAAUGAUGCUAAUACAUUAAAGGAAAGCAUAGAAAGCCUUUGUUUUAAUAACCUUGAGGGAAACAUGGUGGUUAAUACAUGGUUCCAGGUAAUGUGAGGCAGUUUCAAUGGCCACACAAAACUAAUGUUCAUUAAUGUGCGAGAUAAUUAAUAGCAGAAUCUGUUUUUAUGAGUUUGUUGUUUGUUUUUACAUUAGGGCUGCACAAUAUGGAAAAAAAUACUAGUAUCAUGACUAUUUUGCUACCUAUUUCAAUUGCAGUAUGUCUUGCAAUAUACAGUUGUGUGCAAAAGUUUGAACACCCCUGGUAAAAUGAUGUUUUAUUGAUUUUCUAAGUAGGUGUGUCCUGUACAGGAAACAAAUGUAAAUCUAACGUUUUCCUGGAAAAAAUAAUAUAGUAAAUUUUAGUGCAUAAUUUUUAUUUAUUCACUGAAUUUUAUAGAUUGGGGGAAAAAAAAAUAUAUAAAAUGUGCAGUAACUUUUGCACACCUUUUUUGUUUUAUUUUUCCUGUAUGUUACACUGAGCAAAUAAACAGUAAUUAUGCAUUAAAAUGUGCAGAAGCAGCUUAUUUUCAUUUAGAAAAUCAACCUGUAAUUUGAAAUUUGAAUACAUUUAGGGGUGGACAGUUUUCUCAAAUACACGAUAUGCAUCACGAUAUUUGAUUUAAGUUUUAUAAGAUGGAACAAACAAAAAGACAAUGUUAAAAACUAUCAAUAUGAAUAUUCAACAUCUGACAUACAGUGAUGCACAAAAUCAACUUAAACAGGACUAAUUUGCAGGCUUUGUAAUGAAACGUGCAAUUGGUCAGCAAUGAUGACCACAGCAAAGCGAAUUGUGAUGUACUUAUAGGCGUAACAAUAAACAUAUUGUCAUAUUGCCCACCCCUAUCUGCAUUACUUUGACCAAAAUAAUUCACUUUUAUUUGUCUAUAUAAAUAUUGUGAUUCAUCAAAUCACUCACAGAAACUGGAGCUGUGAUUGGUCAGGAUGCUCACAGAACAAGGAAGUAAAAAAAAAAAAAAGUGAUUGGUUAGUCUUAAUUGUCCGUCAUGGUCUUCUGCAGUAUUGUGAUAAUGAUUUAUAUAUAUAUAUAUAUAUAUAUAUAUAUAUAUAUAUAUAUAUAUAUAAUAUAAAAUAAUAUAUUGUGCAGCCCUAUUUUUUCUCACUGUACUAGUCCUACGCUUUCCAGUGAAUGGAUUCCAUGAAAACAACAACAAAACAUGAUGUCAGUUGGUGGAGGUGAACAGAACGCUGCUACGCUGCUCACGUGUUUGGUUAUUCAUUCUUUGUUUUUUUCUUCAAAUAUGUGUAUGCCACAUGAUAAGCCAGGUAGAAAGCUUAUUAGGAAAAGAAAACAAACAAAAAAACAAAAACAUGUCAUUGCAAUCAAAAAUAUCCAACAAGUUAUCAUGCACCACUUCAUCUCACGCAUUUACAAGCCUAGUCUGAAGGCUCGUCCCACGUUAAACUCCAUAGAUUCAGUCUGAAACUACUUUCUUGUAAGUCUGUUUCCAAACAAUGAAAAAAGGCCUCAUAGAAUUCCAUUCACUGAUUUAGUGAGUGGAUCUUAACCAAUCAGAGCAUUGAAGCAUCAUCAUUUCUAAUCCUCUAGUGCACCCUCCAGUUUCUGGGACCAAUCAGAACAGUCAGGAGGUGUGUAUAUAUAUACCAACUACAUAUAUAUAUAUAGGCCUCAGGAAAGAAGUAGGUCCAGACUUGGAGAGGACACAUUAGCAAUGCAGGAAAGUUAUACACAGGCCAUGUUUUGAGUGGAGAGUUACGAGUGAGAACUGUACUCGCUAACCAUACAUAUACACAGUGACUAAACCAGCUCCCUUGUAACAGUGAAAUUACUAAUCUACGGUUUUCAAGAUAUAUAUAUAUAUAUAUAUAUAUAUAUAUAUAUGAUAAAGCAUUUUCUAUGAGUGUGUAAUGAAGUUUUUUAAGAGCCAGUCUAGUUGGUUCUAACAAGGUGCUUCUUUUUCUUAAAAUAAGUAAAUAAAGAAAUACAACUAGGUGUAAAAUUUUCAGUAGCUGCACAUGUACAGUUAGGUAUGGUGAAUAAAACUUGGCUUUCAGACACAUGCAGCUUUCAUAUGGGAAACAAUUAUGACAAUAAUGUAACACUAAAAAAACUACAGUAGCCUGCUGUGUGUGCUUACGAGAAAUAUAUGUGAACACUCGCAGAAAUAACUGUUGCUUAUAGUCAUUAUUUUACACACAUGCUGUACAGAAAAAAAUGCCAAAUUGGCAACACAAUUUGUUUCACAAGGGAAUGUAUCCCUUUUAGGAAAUUUAAAUGGUCAGAAUUCCUCAAGGCAGCCUUAGGAAAUAACAUGCUCUGGACCACUGUUGCAUUGCAAAACUGAUAUCUUUGAAAGUGAAAUCAUCUUAAAACUAGUGGAUAUAUAUACGAUUUCUCAUUAUACAACUGUUUUACAAACUCCUAUUCCAAAAAUGUUGGGACAGUGUGUGAAAGGCUAAUAAAAACAGAAACAGUAAUUAGUAAAUUCUGUCUGACCUGGAUUAAACUGAAAAUGAUUCGAAACUCAGUAUUUGAAGUUUUACUCUAAUAACUUACUGUGAAAUACAUAUACAUACGUACCAAAUCUGAUGCCUGCAACACAUUCCAAAAAACCUGGGACAGGAGCAUGUUUACCACUAUGUUACAUCACCUUUUAACAGCACUUAAUAAACAUUUUUAGGGACUGCCACUUUUCUGUUAUACCAGUCUUCAGCUGUAUAACCAUACAUGAACUUUAUUAUUGUAUUUUGGGCUUAAUAGCGCACCACUCAAUUAUAGUGGGACUCCAGGCAGCCCUGUCUAGCACCUUCAUUCUCUGAUUACACAGCCAUGCUGUUGUAACGUGCAGAAUGUUGUCAUGCUGAAAUAAGCAUGGACAUCCCUGAAAAAGACGGUGUCUAGAAGGCAGCUCCAACAUGUGUUCAGUGUUAAAAGUCCCUUCACCGAUGUGCAAGUUACCUACUAAUACAGCCCCAAUACUAUGACAGAUGCUGGAUUUUGAACUUUACACUGAUAACAACUUGGAUGGUCCCAUUCUUCUUUGGCACACAGAAAACAGCAUGUAUUAUUAUAAUAAACAAUCAAAGUUUGAGUCAUCUGUCCACAAUACUUGUUUCCACUGGGCAGCAGUCUAUUUCAGAUGAGUUUGAGUCCAGAGAAGUCAGAUGUUCUUCAGUGAAGCAUGCCAGUUUUUGAUGCAGUACCAUAUGAGGGUUCAAAUGUUGUGGGCAUUCAGUUUUGGUUUUCAGCAUUGCCCUUUAUGCACAGAGAUUUCUCCAGAUUCCCUGAAUACUUUGAUGUUGUCAUGCACAGUAGACGGUGAAAUACCUACAAUCUUUGCAGCCACUCGCUGAGGAACUUUAAUCAUUGAACUGUUUUAUUUUUUGUUGAUGCAUUUUUGUGGCAAGGUGGUGCUUCGACUUAUCCUUGCUCAUGAGCCUUCCCUGGAUGCUCCUUUAAUACCAAAGCAUGAUUGCAUCACCUGUUCAAGGUGUUUUUUGGAAAUUUCAUAGUAUUUCUAGUGUUAAAUUGCCCCUGUCUCAACUUUUUUUAAUUUGUUGCAGGCAUCAAUUUCAGUAUGAAUGUAAGUUCACAAAAAACAAUGAAAUUGAUAAAGUACAUUAUAUAUCUUUUAUUUGUAUGGUUUUGGUUCAGAGUAAAUAUGUAAAUCACUUUUCUGUUUUUUAUUUGCAUUUUACCUGUCAUUUCAAAUUGUUUUCAAAAUGGUUGGUAAGAAUAUUGUAUUAAUUCUUUAACUUAUUUCUUUACAGUUGUUACUUGUUUUAAACCAUUUUAUCUAGCAAAUUUGUUGUUCUAUUGGCAGAUAAUUUUGGUUGUUUGCUAGAUAGAAUGACUUAACAUGAGUAAUAAAAUCAAGAAUUAUAAGAAUUGCAUUGGAUAAUCUUAAAAUAUUCUCAUAAUGAAAAGUAUUAGCUAUAUUGACUA